AUGGAGUUUUUUGAAAACGCGCAUGUCUUAAAAAAUAAAUACGUUUCCAAAAAAGAGACCAAAACAGAAAAUAGAGUAAAGAAACAACUUAAGCAAAUGUUGUAUGGAUAUAAGAAAAGUGAUAACGAACUCAUAAGGAAAUCAGAAAACGUUAUAGACGAUUUUGAUUCUGCUUCGGUUAGCAGCUUUUCCGAUUUAGAUCUCACUAGUUCGGAUAAUGGAACUACUAAAGCUACGUUAGACAGUAGUGAUCUUGAUUCAGUGUCUAAUUUAACCGAAGAAGGCGUCGAUUCAUCUUCUAAAAUUUCUUUUGUGGAAGGGAUUUCAGUAAAUAAAGACAGUAGUGAAUUAAUAGGUAUUGAUGAUUUAAUUUCUGAUAACAAUAGUGAAAAAGAGGAAUCAUCUGAUGCUCUUGAAGAAAGUAAUAGAUCUUUGCUUUUGAGUGAAGAUCUGUCAAGCCUUUGCUCAUCAGUUGAAUCGGAGUCCAGUAGUUCAAAUGUAUUUGAUGUUGAUGGGGCUUUAGCUUCCAAAAUUCACGAAAGACUAAAAAAUAUAAAAAAUGACCCUGAAGAUAAAUUAAAAAGAAAGUGUACUGAAAAUACCAUUGUUACUGAAGACAAACAAGGAUCAGGGGAUGAACACUUACAAAGUACAAAAGAUAAGCAUGAAGUACAAAGAAAAAGAUCAAAAAAGUUAGUCAUACUUCAGAAAGUAGUACAGAGUUUAUAA
Parnassius apollo (apollo) is the source of this 729-nucleotide messenger RNA. NCBI's taxonomy places the organism in Eukaryota, Metazoa, Arthropoda, Insecta, Lepidoptera, Papilionidae. The record is from the annotation of a GenBank genome assembly.